CGACUCCAUCACUGCAUCUUCCCAUCCACCACUCAAGGAUGCCAGCCCUCGAGCUGCCACCGCCGUCGAAGGGCGCCACAGUCGAGGAUGUCGACGAGGUGGCAGAAGCUUCCACCAGCGCGGCCUCGAAGCCAAAGUUCUCGACGGGCGGCCUCAUCUACCCGCCGCCGGACAUUCGUUCCAUCGUUGACAAGACGGCCACCUUUGUCGCUCGUAAUGGUGCGACGUUCGAGUCAAAGAUCAAAGGCGAUGAGAGAGCAAACACCAAGUUUGCCUUUCUCAACGAUGGCGAUGCCUUUAAUGCAUACUACCGUGCUAGGAUCGAGGCAAUACGAGAUGGCACUGGCCCUCUAGCAACAGCGGAUGGACCAGGUCAAGGGCAGCUCAUGACGACGGCUUCCGGUGCACCCCAGGAUGCAGCAAAUGCUCUCCUGCAAGACCCAUCAUCAUCUGCACCUCCAGAGCCUCGCCCUCUACUCUUCACCACAGACCUCCCCAACAUCACCGCCGUAGACCUGGAUGUCCUCAAGCUCACAGCCCUCUUCGUCGCCCGCAAAGGCCCAGCAUUCGCCACUGCCCUCCUCGAACGAGAGGCGCGCAGCUACCAAUUUGAGUUCCUACGCCCAUCUCAUAGUCUCUUCGGCUUCUUCAAUCGGCUCGUCGAGCAGUACAGACUUGUACUCGAGCCGCCCAAGGACCUCCUCGAGCAGAUCGGCGGCAGCGGCGGCAGCGAGGCAGGCCCCGUCGCUUCGACGAGCAAAACGGGUAUGGGCGCAGGCGGGCCACGUCAGUUAGUUCUCGCUGAAGCUCGCCGUCGUGCAGCCUACAACAAAUGGGCAGAGCAACGUCGCAAAAAGCGGGCGGACGAGGAGGAGGAGGAGCGAGCUGCGUUCAAUCAGAUCGAUUGGCAAGACUUUGUCGUCGUCUCUACGGUCGAGAUCACCGAGACGGACGCACACAUUGACUUGCCCGUACCAAUGUCGCUGAGGGAUGUCGAGAACAUGACGAUGGCGCAGAAGAGGAUGGCGGCUAUGAUCAUGGAGCAGGGCGGGGGCGAGGAGCCCGCCGAGGAGGAUGCGCCAGAGGCGAAUGGGCAGGGCGGAGCCGAGGAGAUGCAGAUGGAUAGUGGCAGUGAGGAUGAAGGCGAGAAAGCAUCGCAACAAGCGCAGCCCUCAGCAUCGGCGAGCAACCCUUCGAAGCCUCCCGCAUCAGCCCCACCAAGCAACAUCAAAAUCCGCAAAGACUAUGUCCCCAAGACCCUCGCACAACGCCAAGCCGCCUCCGCGCAGCAAACAACGUCCUGCCCCAUCUGCCACCAACAAAUCCCCACCUCCGAGCUCGACGAGCAUGUCCGCAUCGAGCUCCUCAACCCUGCCUACCGCUCGCAACGCGCCGAGCUCGAGUCGCGCAUUGCUCAGCAAGCCGCCCUCACCCAAGGGGCUGACCCUGCGAAAUUCCUGCGCUCCUUCGCCGGAGCGAGGCGCGACAUCUUCGGUCUGCAAGAGCAGGAGGGGACGCUGCGAGAACGAGAGGAAGAGGAAAGGAAAAGGGCGAGAGAGAGGGAGAAGCUGGUCUGGGAUGGACAUGCUGCUAGCAGGGGGAGGACGAUGGAUGAGUUCAAUCGUACGGACCUGGUUGAGCAGCGGGCGAAGGAGAUGGAGCAACGUUUCCCGCAAAAGGACACGCAGAGUAUUGGUCCUCGUGUGCCCGGUCAGGAAGGUGGGGAGGCACAGGCUACUCCAGAGCCACCACAGCAGCCACAGGCGUACCCAGAGCCGGAGCAUGUGGUCGGCGCCGACGCCUCUUCCGCACCCGUAAACUAUACAGCUGGUGGACCGGCGGGCAUGAAAAGGCCGGCGGAGGAGAUGUACCCGCAGGGCAACAUGUAUCCUCCGCCGGCGCAGCGCAUGGCGUACGAGGGGGCGCACGGCGGGCCGGUCCCGAUUCAAGUGGGGGUGCAGACUGGACAGUACGGCCAACCAGGUCAGUAUGGCCAGCCGCAGCAGCAACAGCAGCAGCAGCACCACCACCAACCACCGCAGGGCUACCCACCAGCGGGGACCGGCUGGGGCCCUCCCCAACAGCAAGCAGCUCCCUCUGCCCUAUCUGUCACCCUCUCGCUCCCCUCCCUCUCUCGCACCCAGACCUACUCGGACCUUCAACCGAGCACGACGGUCGCUACGUUGCGUGACCGUUGUCAGGCGGAGUGCUUCCCGAAUACGGGAGCUAGUCGCUUGAAGUUGAAGAUGGUUAGUACGGGGAAGAUGCUGACUCUGAAGCAGACAUUGGGCGAGUUGGGCUUCCAGCCCUCGAAUGAGCCGGGUGGGGGUGGCGAGCAAGGGGAGAUCGAGGUUAUCGUCAAGUGAAGGCGGGCGAGCGCAGACGCCAUGUACGAUACGAUACAAUGAUGAUGCCGAUUGCAUGCUCG
Jaminaea rosea is the source of this 2428-nucleotide messenger RNA. RefSeq lists its product as hypothetical. Gene Ontology annotation, molecular function: RNA binding; protein binding. Bases 39 to 2366 code for a protein of 775 amino acids. NCBI's taxonomy places the organism in Eukaryota, Fungi, Basidiomycota, Exobasidiomycetes, Microstromatales. The record is from RefSeq and is a predicted model, not a curated record. Gene Ontology annotation, cellular component: U2 snRNP; catalytic step 2 spliceosome; U2-type prespliceosome. The transcript has a single exon. Gene Ontology annotation, biological process: regulation of alternative mRNA splicing, via spliceosome; mRNA cis splicing, via spliceosome.